AUGCUCCUUUUGCAAGCAUUAUCGGAUUCUUACUCAGAGCAGCUGGUGCAAUGGCGAUCUCGAGUAGACGCCGGCUUCCAGCCUGAUCUACCCGGCACUUCUUGGCAGUUCUUGGUCAGUGCGAACAUAUUUUAUUUGGGCGUCACAUUCGCAUUGUACAAGUACAUGGGGUAUCGAGGGGUACCGUUCAAGUGCAAGUCAUUCAAGAGUAUCCUGUUGUUGUAUAAUUUCACUUGCGUGGUCCUGGCUGGGUACGUCGUUUGGGGCAUCAUGUAUUCGGCCAGGUCUGUUCAGCGCAAUUUUGUGUGCAACCGGACUGUGAUUCCAGGCGAUGGUGAUGAUGACGGUCACGCUGGUUUCUUGGCGCAUGUAUUUUGGGUAUUCUUUGCCCAGAAGUUUUGGGAGUUCCUGGACACGUGGUUUUUCCUCUUGCGCAUGUCGUUUCGACAGGUUACCUUUCUCCAUGUGUUCCACCAUUGUUCCAUCAACAUCGUUGUCGGUUUGAUCCUACCCUUCCGAACUUCAACGGGGACAUGUAUUUGCCCAUUCUGCUCAAUGCGUUCGUGCACGUGUUGA
Messenger RNA from Prorocentrum cordatum, 576 nucleotides. Lineage: Eukaryota; Dinophyceae; Prorocentrales; Prorocentraceae. The record is from the annotation of a GenBank genome assembly.